UUUUUCAUUUCAAUUCGAUUCAUUUUGCAACGAAAAAAUUUUCAUUUCUUAAAUUUGUGAUUAUUUUUUUGUGAAAAUUAUGAAUUCUAAUGAUAAUAAUCGUGAAGAAAAUUCGAUCGAUAAUGGCGAAUCAUCGAUAAAACCAAGUACAUCAAAAAUCGAUGAAGUUAAUGAUGUAAAACCUGUAACAGCAACAACAACAACCGAAACGAAUGUUGAUGAUGGCGAUGGUGAUGAUGAUAAAUCAUCAUCGAAAAGAAAAUCCGAUGAUAUUAGUCAAGAUAAUAAUGAUGAAGAAUCGGAUACUGAAGUUGAUUUUGAAACUUUAUGCUGUUCAUGGAAAGAACAAAUUGAACAAGUUGAAACUGUUUCAGGAAUGUUUGGUAAUUCCGAUGAAAAUAAUUGUACAUAUCUUGAUGACGAUUUAGCUCGACAACCAUUAUAUGCAUGUAGUACAUGUGAAAUGAAUAAUGUUGAUCCAAAAUUAUCAUCAUCCGAUGAUGAUAAUAAAAAUGAUCAAAAAUAUUUGGCUGGUAUUUGUUAUGCUUGUGCAGAAAAUUGUCAUAAAGGACAUGAUCUAUUUGAAUUGUAUACAAAACGAAAUUUUCGUUGUGAUUGUGGUAAUGAAAAAUUUUCCAAUCUUAAAUGUAAACUUUUUCAGAAAAUUGGCCAUAAUGAAACGAAUAAAUAUAAUCAUAAUUUUAAAGGUUUAUAUUGUACAUGUGAAUUACCAUAUCCAUGCGAUACAUUCGAUGAUACAAUGCUUCAAUGUGGUAUAUGUGAAGAUUGGUUUCAUCAAUCGCAUUUGGAUGCCGAACCAAUAAAAGGAUAUUCAGAUAUGAUUUGUAUGUCUUGUGUACGACGUUUAAAUUUUCUUAUCUAUUAUAAAAUUGAUGGCCAAUUUGAUUUCAAAGAAUGUGAUGAUAAAGAUUUAUUGGAUAAAGAAUUGCAACAAUUUUGCGAUAAUCUAAUCGAUAAUCAACAAAUAUCGGAAUCAACCACAAAUAAUGAUGAAUGUUUAUUGGAUGCUCUGAAAUCAAAACAUCAAUCAUCCUUAACUGUUAAAUAUGAUGAGAAUGGUGUUGCAUCGUAUGAUGAUAAUGUAUGUCAUGCAAUGUAUCUACCAUUAGAUUGGCGUUUACGUCUUUGUCGGUGUAGCAAAUGCUUAAAAUUGUAUGAAGCUGAAGGUGUUGAAUUUAUAACAAAUCCACUUGAUAUGUUUGCCGUUUAUAUCUAUCAAAAUCAGAAAAAAGUUUCGGAAAAAGUUCAACAACAAAUGCCCAAAUGGAAUCGUAUCCAAGAAAUAGCAUUAGCCGAAGGUAUUGAACAUUUUAAACGUGAAUUGGGAAAAUUUUUAAAACAAUGUCAAGAAAAUAGUAAAACUAUUAGUGCUGAAGAUGUGGCCGAAUUUAAACGGAAUUUAUAUGCAAAUAAACGACAACGUGUUCAAUAUUUUUGUGGUUGAACAAACAUCACAAACCCGUGCAUUUUGGCGGAAAAAAAUUGAUUUUUUUAAAUUAAAUUAAUUUAAAAUUCGAAUUUUUUUUUUGCGCAAAAUUAAAAAAAUUCCAUUUUGAAACAUUA
Molecule: messenger RNA, 1584 nt
Organism: Dermatophagoides pteronyssinus (European house dust mite)
Lineage: Eukaryota; Metazoa; Arthropoda; Arachnida; Sarcoptiformes; Pyroglyphidae
Product: putative E3 ubiquitin-protein ligase UBR7
Cellular component (GO): cytoplasm
Molecular function (GO): ubiquitin protein ligase activity; zinc ion binding
Source: RefSeq, a predicted model, not a curated record